GCGUGCUUACCAGCAUGCUAGCAUCGGCUGAGUACAGUUCCUAUGGGACAGACCGGAAGGCACUUCGAGUUACUUGGCCUGCCAAAGGCAGCCAGCAGCGCUCGACCUACUGGCUGAGCGUUCCCUAUAAAUUCGGCAUCCCAGUCAUAAUCCUCUUCAUGGCCAACCACUGGUUCGUUUCCCAGGGCUUCUACUACGUCUUAAUGAUCCCGUAUGGCACGGAUGAUCAGCCCCUAUAUGGAAACAAGGUCAGCUCGGUCGGGGCCUCAGCCCUACCCGUGUUCAUUGCUGGCUUAGUUGGCUUUUUCCUGUUUCUAUUCCUGCUGUGUUUGGCAUUUCGCAGGCUUAAGUCAAUUAUACCACUAGCGGGCUCUUGUAGUGCUGCUAUCAGUGCCGCCUGCCAUCCGCCUGAGGACGUUUGUACUGCCACUGCAGCCCACGGGGAGUUGUUCUGGGGGGAGACUAGCCUACCAUCAGAUUGGGCUAACGAUGAGAGUGACGGAUGUGAUUUUCCAAGAGGGCAUUGCAGCUUUACUCCACUAGAUGCACGGUUGCCUUCCUUGGACAAGUUGUAUGCUUAGAUUUGAUAUUUCUUUUCUAGCUACUGUAGUGCGGUGACCCCUCCUCAC
Messenger RNA from Aspergillus pseudotamarii, 629 nucleotides. RefSeq lists its product as uncharacterized. Bases 15 to 581 code for a protein of 188 amino acids. The transcript has a single exon. The record is from RefSeq and is a predicted model, not a curated record. Lineage: Eukaryota; Fungi; Ascomycota; Eurotiomycetes; Eurotiales; Aspergillaceae.